Anolis sagrei ordinatus is the source of this 861-nucleotide messenger RNA. RefSeq names its product nuclear cap-binding protein subunit 2-like. The record is from RefSeq and is a predicted model, not a curated record. Gene Ontology annotation, molecular function: RNA cap binding. Gene Ontology annotation, biological process: mRNA cis splicing, via spliceosome. Gene Ontology annotation, cellular component: nuclear cap binding complex. NCBI's taxonomy places the organism in Eukaryota, Metazoa, Chordata, Lepidosauria, Squamata, Anolidae.
GUGGAGGGCCAGUGACGCCAUCACCGGCGGCCCAAGAUGUCGAGCAUCCUCAGCACGACUCUCAGCGGCCUCAACAGCGACUCGCACUGCAAGAUCAGCUGCUACCGGGACCAGCGGUUCAAGGGAAGCUGCUACCUGCAGGAGAAGGCCCUGAAGGCCUCCACCACACUCUACGUAGGCAACCUCUCCUUCUACACCACGGAGGAGCAAAUCCACGAGCUCUUCUCCAAGUGCGGGGACGUCAAGCGCAUCGUCAUGGGUCUGGACAAGCUCAAGAAGACACCCUGUGGCUUCUGCUUUGUGGAAUACUACACAAGAGCCGAAGCGGAGCAUGCCAUGCGCUACAUCGAUGGGACCCGGCUGGAUGACCGUAUCAUCCGGACAGACUGGGACGCUGGCUUCAAGGAGGGUCGCCAGUUCGGCCGCGGCAAAACAGGGGGCCAGGUCAGAGACGAAUACCGAAGGGACUACGACGUGGGGAGAGGUGGCUUUGGGAAGAUCAUUCAAAUGGAAAAGGCGAACCAACAGACCGCCAUCUAUUGACAGUUUCAGGGAUCAUCGAAGGGGAUGGGAGUCAGGAAGAAGGCAGGAUUCAGAGGAAGAAGAUGGUUUUCUGGAAAAUGCCACCUGCAUUUCUGGCAUCUCAGGGCCCUUUCAUGCUGGAUAAUGUGUCGUUGCGGACCCGUUUUGCUCGUGUUGAAAUCCCAAGAGGACAAGUGUUGCUGGUAAUUGAUUUACGAGGAGGCUGGGGAGGGUAUUUGCUGCCCUUUUGCGGUAGCUGCCAUUCCCGCCAUCUACUGGAUUAUACUGGUUUUGUUUUUCUAACAGCAAGAGAAUCCCAAUAAAUGACAUUUUACAAUA